This is a messenger RNA of Octodon degus (degu), 2826 nucleotides long. RefSeq names its product plasmolipin (gene Pllp). The transcript is spliced from 4 exons. The coding region runs from base 1515 to 2063 and encodes 182 amino acids. Gene Ontology annotation, molecular function: structural constituent of myelin sheath. NCBI's taxonomy places the organism in Eukaryota, Metazoa, Chordata, Mammalia, Rodentia, Octodontidae. Gene Ontology annotation, biological process: myelination. Gene Ontology annotation, cellular component: membrane. The record is from RefSeq and is a predicted model, not a curated record.
CGGCCACAAUGUGUCCAUAUAAAACAGGCUUAUCCACACAGAUUUUAUGCAUACAGAAUCGAGGGACAAUAUGUGCAUGGACACUGUGAGGUCACAAUGGAGGAAGCCAGCAGCCACUAACAGAAGCUGGGGGGUUUUCCCCUAGGGCCUCCAGAGGGAGGGUGGCCCUGAGGACACCCUGAUGUGGGCUCUAUGGGACUGACUGCAACAAAUAGCUGGUCUCCUGAACUAUGAAUAAAUUUCUGUUAAUUCUAAGCCACCCUUGACACAGCAGCCCUAGGACACUAAUGCAACCAUCUAUGUGGUCCUGUAUGGCCCUUCCCUGCCGCUGCAGGGGCCAACCUCUCCCUCCUUCUGCCAGGGACCUUCUUGCUGUUCCUCAAGCUGCAUGGCUUCAUGAUUUUUAAGACCAUCACGCUAAGCUCCCCUAGAUCUUCCCAAGGGCCGCCUGGACUUAAGUUCAGGUGUCUGCAUACCUCUUCCUUAUAUGGGUCUUCCUGGGCCAUAUACAGGUGUUCAAGGCCAGCCUGCACUACAAAGUGAGCCUGGCUCUCCAACCUGCUCCCCCAUCUCUUCCUGGUCUCUCACAGUCACACCCUUUUGUUAUUUUAGCCCCAGCAUUUUCCCGGUUUAUUUUUCCUCCCUGGUUUAUAACUUGGGACUCCCAGGAGAAGGGGACCCCAUGAAGGCCUUCUUUAGCUGCUCCCUGCUGUCUCCCAGGGGCUGGAGAGACCUGACAUAUAGGAGGUGCUGAGCAAACAUAGGUUGAGGAAUAAAUGCACGAAAUAUCUGUGCAAGCAUCUGCAUGCGCACACACGUGUGUUAGUUUUCGGGUGCGUACGAAGCGCUGAACCCAUUGGCCCCGCAUGACCGCUCAUCUUCCGAUGGCACUUCCCUUUGCAGAAUGGCAGCAGCUUUCUAUGUAAUAUUUACUUUCUUCCCCACAGCUCUGCAGACCUCCGUAUGGCAGGUGAGGAGACUUUUGAGCAUCUCCUAAACUCUGUAUGUAGAGUGAACCUUGCAGCAACUGCCAUAAAAUGACUUCCAAGUCUACCGCGUGCUCAGGUUAUCCAGAUCCCUGCCCAGUACUCAGACUUGUGCAGCAGACACCAGCUUUCUGUCUAGAGAAGCGUCGUGUUGCCCACCUGCACAGAUCCUCGGCCGCGUUCUGGAGAACGGUCCACGCGGGGAGCGGAGGACCCAGCACAGAGGGCGUGGAGAUGCACAGCACAGCCGAGCUGACCCGGACCUCAUUUUCAGCCUGUGGGAAGCAGCCGCGGCGGCUGGGGAACCUGCAAAAUCUUGCGGCGCGGCGAGGCUGGGGUUAAAGGGGCGGUGCUCACGACGGGGCGGGGCCGGGCGGGCCGCACCUGGCGCCCCGGCUCUCCGGCGGACGCUGAGAGCACAGUGUUCAUUGCGGGAGUCGGAGCCCGGGAGGCAGAGGCGCCCGACCCGCACCCACGGCCGGAGGGCGGCGGCUCGGCCGGAGCAACUCGGGAGCGAGCGAAGCCGCUAUGGCGGAGUUCCCGUCGAAAGUGAGCACGCGGACCAGCAGCCCCGCGCAGGGUGCGGGUGCCUCGGCGUCUGCACUGCGCCCGGACCUGGGCUUCGUGCGCUCCAGCUUCGGGGUUCUCAUGCUGCUGCAGCUGGUGCUGGGGCUGCUGGUGUGGGCCCUGAUUGCUGACACCCCGUACCACCUGUACCCAGCCUAUGGCUGGGUGAUGUUUGUUGCUGUCUUCCUCUGGCUGGUGACAAUCAUCUUCUUCACCAUCUACCUGUUCCAGCUGCACAUGAAGUUGUACAUGGUGCCCUGGCCCUUGGUGUUCAUGAUCUUUAAUGUCACCGCCACGGUUCUCUACGUCACGGCCUUCAUCACCUGCUCUGCAGCAGUGAACCAGACAUCCCUGAAGGGCUCCCGACAGUAUAACCAGCACUCGGCUGCCUCUUUCUUCGCCUGUCUGGUGAUGAUCGCCUAUGGAGUGAGCACAUUCUUCAGCUUCCAGGCCUGGCGAGGAGUGGGCAGCAACGCGGCCACCAGUCAGAUGGCUGGCGGCUACGCCUAAAGCACCUGUGUCGUGGCCCACCCCGGGGCUGAAAGGACCGAAGCUGCCACUGGGUCACAGCACAGGGGCCUGUGAGCCUGAGGCAGAGCCCUGUGUGGAGCCAUCUGGGUGGGGCUGUACCUGCUCCCCUCCUGCUCUCCUAGAUCGACUAAGGACACAGACCUAAAGUGGCUGCAAUGGCUGGCAAGGGCCAACAGCUGCAACCUCUUCCCCAGCCCCUUCUUCAGCAGGUGAUGGGGGAUGUGGGGCUUCAGAGGAUUUCAGCAUCCAAAGCCUGGGGCCCAACCUUCUCACCAGCACUAAACACACUAACGAAGACUCAGCCCUGUGACUGUCACACCCUAGUAUGAGCCUAACACACCACUCAGACUUAAUCUGUCUUUGUUCCAGGAGAGCUGAGUGAGCACAUAAACUGUCCUUUCCCCCGCCCCCCAGCCAGCCUGUCACCUUUGGGUUAAAGUUUAUUGGAAGAUAGGAUUUCAGAUAUCCUGGUUAUUUAACAAAUCGGUUUUAAGCACCCUCUGAGGUCAAACCUCUCUGGGUCCUCCUUCCUCAGCCAGUUCCUGAUUUGGAAUAUUCCCUUUGGGAAAAGCCAACAUCAAUGGGAUUGCUUCCCCCUCGCUGUUGAUUAGUCACAUGGGACAUGGAGGGAGGGAAGCAGGGCUCUGCCUGGUGAGCUGUCUGUUGGUCGUGAAUUUAUUGUACUUUUUUUAUUUUUACAAAAAUAAAGAUGGAAGAACUCAUUUGGAAAAUAUGUGAGGAA